AUGUUGCGCUCUGUGUUCGUUGUCGUCCUUCUAUUAUCACAAGUAAACUGUAAUGGAGGCGAAACAACAACAGCUAAUGGUGUACAAGCUGGGCCUGUACCAGAGCUUUACGGGGGACCAACGCCGGUAGGUGAGGCAGAAAUGGAGGCAGAGCCCGAGGGAACAUCAGAACCGGAAGCAGAGCCCGAGGGAACAUCAGAACCAGAGGCAGAGCCCGAGGGAACAUCGGAACCGGAAACAGAGCCCGAGGGAACAUCGGAACCGGAAGCAGAGCCUGAGGGAACAACAGAACCAGAGGCAGAGCCCGAGGGAAUAUCGGAACCAGAAGCAGAGCCCGAGGGAACGUCAGAAGCAGAGCCCGAGGGAACAUCGGAACCGGAAACAGAGCCCGAGGGAACAUCGGAACCUGAAGCAGAGCCCGAGGGAACAUCAGAACCAGGAGCAGAACCAGAGGGAACGUCAGAACCAGAAGCAGAGCCCGAGGGAACUUCAGAACCAGAAGCAGAGCCCGAGGGAACAUCAGAACCAGAAGCAGAGCCCGAGGGAACUUCAGAACCAGGAGCAGAACCAGAGGGAACGUCAGAACCAGAAGCAGAGCCCGAGGGAACAUCGGAACCAGAAGCAGAGCCCGAGGGAACAUCGGAACCAGAAGCAGAACCCGAGGGAACAUCGGAACCCGAGGCAGAACCCGAGGUAACGUCAGAACCAGAGGCAGAGCCUGAGGGUGAGACGGAAUCCGAGGCAGAGCCCGAGGGGGAGUCGGAACCAGAGGCAGAGCCCGAGGGGGAGUCGGAACCCGAGGCAGAGCCCGAGGGGGAGUCGGAACCCGAGGCAGAGCCCGAGGGGGAGUCGGAACCAGAGGCAGAGCCCGAGGGGGAGUCGGAACCAGAGGCAGAGCCCGAGGGGGAGUCAGAACCAGAAACAGAGCCCGAGAGCACGUCAGAACCAGAAUCAGGAGUGAAUCCUGAAGACCAAACCUCGGACAUAGGAACAACAAAAGUGCCUGAUCAGCGGAACACCAAACCAGGGGGUUCGACUCCAGACGAGCCAGAGAAACUGCUGGGAUUCCAGCUAAGCCUGAACAAGACCUUCAACGAAAACUUGGAAGAUCCGGAAACAACGGAGUACAGGGAUUUGGAAACACAGUUCAUCGCCACAUUCACAACCAUCUAUGAAGGAUUUGCUGGAUUUAAGGGGAUCAAAAUCAUUGGAUUCAGUGCAGGAAGCGUUAUUGUGGACUACGUAGUCAUUUUUGCUGCCGACGAAGCACCCUCGGAUGACGUCAUCACCAGCAGUGUACAAGAAACGGUGAGUUCUCUGCUGAGUAACGGAACGAGUGGAGAUGACGUCAGCAAUCUGGGGGUUACCAUGGAAACAGUGGGGACGCUGAGGCGGAUGCAACUGUCCCAAGAAGCUCUGCAGGGUCUGAGUGGCAGCGCCCUCUGUAGCCUCUCGUGUGGAACUGCAGCGUCCUGUACGUUGCGUGACGUGUACGGUACGCUAGUGGCGGAAUGCAGGUGUGACGACGGCUACUGUCACAACGGCGGCACGUGUGCGUUCAUACAAGGAACGGGACCGGUCUGUCGGUGCGGAGCGGACCCUAGCGGGUUCUACAGCGGCGCCAGGUGUGAGUUGUACGCGCCACGUGCUCUGGUCAUCCUGACAGCGGCCGGGGUGGGAGGGCUGCUGUUCGUACUGGUGUCCGUCCUGUCUGUCUGUCUGUGCGUCAGGAACAGGCUCAACCGACUGGACAAGGAGAAAGGGUUCCAUCACCAGGACAUGACAGAAACCUUCUCCAGUCUUCAGAACGGGCACGGGUCGGGCUCUCCCCCGGACUGCGGCUGGACCAAAGACCCGCCUAAAAUAUCGUCCGACCAGGAGUUCAAGCUUCCGAGGCCAUCGGUGACCACCAACUUCGACUAG
Messenger RNA from Branchiostoma floridae (Florida lancelet), 1923 nucleotides. RefSeq names its product DNA translocase FtsK 1-like. Lineage: Eukaryota; Metazoa; Chordata; Leptocardii; Amphioxiformes; Branchiostomatidae. The record is from RefSeq and is a predicted model, not a curated record. The coding region runs from base 1 to 1923 and encodes 640 amino acids. The transcript has 9 exons.